Molecule: messenger RNA, 2669 nt
Organism: Neoarius graeffei (lesser salmon catfish)
Lineage: Eukaryota; Metazoa; Chordata; Actinopteri; Siluriformes; Ariidae
Gene: aasdhppt
Product: aminoadipate-semialdehyde dehydrogenase-phosphopantetheinyl transferase
Exons: 6
Coding region: 190-1074 (294 amino acids)
Cellular component (GO): cytosol
Molecular function (GO): holo-[acyl-carrier-protein] synthase activity; magnesium ion binding
Source: RefSeq, a predicted model, not a curated record
AGAGACGCAGUUUCAGCUUUCGUUUUUGCAGCAGUAGAAAAGCAGCUGGGUUGAACGGAUCCGAUGUAUUUGUGUGUAAAUAUUGUAUGUUAGAGAGAAUAUCAGGUAGAUCCGGUAUUCAAAAUGCACAAGUCGGUCGCGCGCAGAACUCGGUGAUGAAGGACGUAAACAGCUGAACGGAUUGCUGUGAUGGAGGGCGCGCGCUGGGCGUUCCGGUGCGGCGCGUGGAGCCCGAGCCGGGCGGAGUGGCUGCUGGCCGCGCGCUGUCUUCAACCGGAGGAGAGAGAACGGAUCAAUCAGUUCCUGUUCGCCAAAGACGCCAAAGCAGCCAUGGCUGGGCGUCUGCUGAUCAGGAAGCUGGUGUGUGUAAAGAUGGGUCUGCCAUGGGACGGGUUCCGCUUGGACAGGACGACCCGAGGAAAACCCUACCUGGCCCACCCCUUGUCUGGCUCAGGCUCCGCCCCCUGGAGUUUCAACAUCUCUCACCAGGGUGACUUCGCCGUGCUGGCGGCUGAACGCGGGAGGCAGGUGGGAGUGGACGUGAUGAAGACCACCAGACCAGGCAGCAGCUCUGUGCAGGAGUUCUUCAACAUUAUGAAGCGUCAGUUCACCGAUUUCGAAUGGCGAACGAUCACAUCUGCACAGUCCGACUGGGACCAGCUGCACCUCUUCUACAGACACUGGGCUUUGAAGGAGAGUUUCAUUAAAGCGAUUGGCUCAGGGCUUGGCUUCAACCUGCAGAGGGUGGAGUUUCACAUUUCACCCAAUCAAAUGCAAGAGGGGUGUGUCUUCUGCCAGACCAAAAUGCACCUGGAUGAGGAGGAAGAGGAGGACUGGACAUUUGAGGAGUGUUUGUUGGACGAGCACCAUCACGUUGCCGUGGCGCUGGGAAAACCCGACGGCUCCGUCCCAAGCGAUGCUGCGAAUCCAGAAGAGGCCAAGUCCCUUGAGUUCACCGUUCUGAGCUUCAAUGAACUGAUGGCAGAGGCCACGCCCCUUUCAGAGGAAGACCCCACCCACUGGGAGAGUUUUAGGAGGAAACAGGAGUCACCGCUACGGCAGAGUGAAGGAUAGGGAGUGGUCAGGGGUGUAUAAAUUUUUGGUGUCGUAUUGUAAUGGUCAUAAUAAAUAAGCAGGGCCUCGUACCCAGUGUUUCCGGAUCCACCACAACCCUGAGCAGGAUGAAGUGGUUACCAACGGUGAAGGAGUAAAUUAAAAUCAAUAAGUGUGUGUGAGUUGCUGAGUAGCAUGUAUCUCUGUUAGUUUGUCUUUCUCUGCAUGUUAUCCUGUUUCUUCCUUUCUCAGUUUGUCUCUCUCCAACACGGCAUCUGUUUCCCUCCAUCUGUCUCCCUCUGCUUCUCUCACCUUUCUUUUCUUUUGUUGAUUCCUUUUGACAUUUAAGCAAAAACUGUGCUACUGUGUGUUUUUCUCUAUUGACUUUUAGUGCCAUUUGUGUUUCUUUCAAAAAAAACCACACACACACACACAGGGUGCAUGUAGACAUGCGCAAGAAAGACACACACCAGAGACAAGAGCUCACAAAUGGGGGUCCUACCAAGUCUGUGUGUUUUUUCCCACCUCGUCUCCUCUCCCAUGAAUGCUUUUCCCUGUUACCACGGCAGCACAGACUGUUACACCGAGGUGACUGGAACGCGCAGUGUUAGCCAACCGAGCUAAUCUACAGAAUGAUGGAGAGAGUGAUGGUGGUUUAGAUGGAGUGAGUGUCUGCGUGUUGAGGCAUGUUUCACUGAAGGCCACGCACUUACUACCGCACUCACUUAACACUUCAGCAUGAGGAAGUACACACACAGUAUGAGUGGUGUAACUGUAGGUAAUACAGCACUCAGGCUGCCAGAAUAAAUUUCAAAUUUAGAUACCUUAAGUGAAAUAUUACAGAAAAUAUACACACUGCCCAGUUUAUUAGGAACACUUACAAUUGUAGUCAGAAGUUUACGUAUUUGACGUAAAAUAGCGCAAAGAACACCCAGUAUAUUCACAACCCAGAAGUCUGGUAGUAAUUCAGCUCAUCAUAUUUGGAGAAAGAAGGGUUGUGUGGCAGUGUAUAUGAUCACUACACACAGUGAAGCAUGGUGGUGGGAGCAUCAUGAUUAUAUGGGGCUGCAUCUCUGCAAAUGGUACUGGGGUAUUACACAUCACUGAAGGAAACAUGAAUGGAACUACAGUAUGUGUUGCACAUGAUGAUGUAAAGGAGAAUUUAGUCUCAUCAGCAAAUAAAGUGAAUCUGAGGAGCAGAUGGAUGUUUUAACAAGACAACAACCCCAAAUGUACAGGCGAAAUAGCUCAAGAAUGACUUGCAUGGCCUAGCCAAUCUCUUGACCGGGAUCUUAAUUAAUGUUUCUGGAGGAUUUUGAAUUUGCAAGUUCACCAGAAAGACAAUUAUAACCCCCCUGGUGAAGAUUUUCAAAGAGGAAUGGGUCAAAAUUGAACCAAAGUGCUGCAAAAAUCUAAUUCCUAUCAUAAGCAUCUCCAAGCUGGAGUUGCCAAUAAUAGCUUUUCAACAAAAUUUGCAGUGUUUGAAUACUUUUUUCACUUAUCAAUUUAGGUUUAUAUAUAUAUAUAUUUGUUUAUGCUUAUAAAUUCACACUCUUUUGUUCAUAUUUACUAUAAGUACAAAGUCCAAAGACACUACCUGUGUACAUUUUUUUAAG